This is a messenger RNA of Populus euphratica (Euphrates poplar), 606 nucleotides long. Its product is annotated as nucleoside diphosphate kinase 1. Lineage: Eukaryota; Viridiplantae; Streptophyta; Magnoliopsida; Malpighiales; Salicaceae. Gene Ontology annotation, molecular function: nucleoside diphosphate kinase activity. Gene Ontology annotation, biological process: UTP biosynthetic process; CTP biosynthetic process; GTP biosynthetic process. The coding region runs from base 89 to 535 and encodes 148 amino acids. The transcript is spliced from 4 exons. The record is from RefSeq and is a predicted model, not a curated record.
CGGCGUCUCACUUUCUUGGACGGUCGUUGUUUUUGGCACUUUGCUCCUUCACUGCAGCGGAAGAGAAAAAAAUCUCAAGCGCGAGAAAAUGGAGCAAACCUUCAUCAUGAUCAAGCCCGAUGGUGUCCAGAGAGGACUAGUUGGUGAGAUUAUUUCAAGAUUUGAGAAGAAGGGCUUCACUCUCAAAGGUUUGAAACUAUUGACCGUUGAGCAGUCUUUUGCUGAGAAGCACUAUGAGGACCUGGCCACAAAGCCAUUCUUUUCUGGUCUUGUCGAGUAUAUUAUUUCUGGCCCUGUUGUUGCUAUGAUCUGGGAGGGCAAAAGUGUUGUUGCCACUGGCCGGAAGAUAAUUGGAGCCACAAAUCCUGCAGCUUCUGAACCUGGAACUAUCCGUGGUGAUUUUGCUAUUCAUGUUGGAAGGAAUGUUAUUCAUGGAAGCGACUCAGUUGAGAGUGCAACUAAGGAAAUUGGACUGUGGUUCCCAGAAGGCCCAACUAACUGGCAGAGCAGUCUUCACCAAUGGAUCUAUGAGUAAACUUUUGUCAGUCUAGAAGUUGUUUGCCACCAGCCAUUCUAAUUAUCUUGCUUCUCAUGUUUGCUCCUGAA